AUGCUCAUGCUUACAUCUUCCGUCCUGGCGGCGCUCCUCAGCGUGCCGGCCAGCGCUCAAAGCAAUCUCGGCGGACAAGGCUACGUCGACCUUGCAGUAUACGGAGGCGUACCGGACCGCAAAGGAGCUGGAAUACUCUAUGGACUUCCCAAUAACCCAGCUUACUCUCCUCAGAGCGCGCCUGCAAGAUCAAUUUGGGGUCCGCUGUACCAAGGUGCGGGCAUUUCGUGGCUACGUGCCGGAGGAGCACAGAUUCCAUUCGGCGGCUAUGCUGCAGAUGUGAAGAGUGGCAAUACUACAGGGUUUGACAACCGCUUCGCAUCUGCACUGCAAAACUACCGGGAUGCCAGAGCCCUCGACCCGAACACUCGAUAUGUGCUUCUGCCUCACGACAUCUGGGGAGCAGACAGCUUUGAGGCAUCUACGACCAUCUACCCAUGUGAUAAUGGUGAUUGCACGGAAUGGGGUCGCUUCCUUGACAAACUGAUUGCAAGAUUGAAGCAGAAUGGCAUGACGACUAAUUUGUACAUCGAUAUCUGGAACGAACCUGACGGGUUUGGUUUCUGGCCCCGCUCACAGGACCAGUACCUACAAGCAUGGGACUAUGCCUACGACCGGUACCGGUCAGCACUUAGUAGUGCAAUUCUAGUCGGCCCAGCGACUGCGAGCCAGCCUGCUCUCGACAAUGGGUGGUGGACUAACUAUGCCAAUCACAUUAAGGGAAACAACAAGAUUCCAGACUGGUAUAGCGCCCAUCAGCUGAAUGGCCGCAACUCUGCCAACUGUGGCAACGACCCCGUCAACACUCAGAACCAGCUGAAUCAAGUCCUUUCUCGCGCCGGCCUACCAAGUCGUCCAUUCCAGCUGAACGAGUACGCCGCUCCAGACGAGCAGACUCCAGCCUACACCGCCUGGUUCAUCGAACGAUUCGAGAGAACCGGCAUCGUUGGUCUCCGAGCAAACUGGGGCUCCAAAGUCGGCCUCCACAACGACCUCGCCAAACUUCUCGGUCCUGGCGGCUCCGACAAGAGCUCCAACUUCUACAAGCUCGGCGACUGGCACGUCCUCAACUACUACACCCAAGCCCAAAAAGGCCUCAUCACUCGCGCCGGAGCCACCGUCAGCACCUGCUACGAUCUCUACGUCACACAAGAACGCAACAUUGGCGUGACACACAUUCUCGCUGGUACACGCGGUCAGACCGGUUCAUAUCCUAUCACGAUCUCGAAUGUGAAUAACAUGCCAGCGUACAACGGUCGCUCGACACUGAGAGCUCUGAUCAAGGAGAUUCCGUAUAACAAUGGUGGCCGCGUGGAUAAUCCGAAUGUGGUUUCGAAUGGUACCGUGGCUGUGAGGAAUAACCAGGUGGUGAUCAAUCUGAACCAGAAUUUGGAUUCUGCUUAUACCAUUGACCUCUUUGCUCAGUAG
Messenger RNA from Cercospora beticola, 1428 nucleotides. RefSeq lists its product as uncharacterized. Gene Ontology annotation, molecular function: hydrolase activity, hydrolyzing O-glycosyl compounds. NCBI's taxonomy places the organism in Eukaryota, Fungi, Ascomycota, Dothideomycetes, Mycosphaerellales, Mycosphaerellaceae. The record is from RefSeq and is a predicted model, not a curated record. Gene Ontology annotation, biological process: carbohydrate metabolic process.